AUGUAUGCAGAACGGCAGUUGGCAUACGCGCCAACUCCCUACAGCUAUACCCCGACUUCGACCCUUUCGGCCACUAUCAAUGUUGAUGAGGAACUCAAGCUCGCAAACAACAGUGCUGAACGCGACCUUUAUGAGUCUCUGGCCGAGAUAUACAGCAUCAUUGUCACCCUGGAAGCACUUGAAAGAGCUUUUCUGAAAGACUCUGUCUCCGAAACUGACUAUACCGACACAUGCAGCCGUCUGCUGAAGCAGUACAAAUCCAACCUGGCAGAUGAUUCAGUCGCCAGGGCGUUUGGAAGCCUCGACUCAUUCAAGCUGGAAUGGAAUCUCGAAGUGCCGCGAGCCACUGAUCGUCUGAAGAUUGGUCUGCCGGCUACGAUAGAGGCUCCAUCACGCGCACCCGGUGCUCCUUCUGGUGGUGGAGCUGGUGCAAAUGCUACGCAUAUCGUAUCAGCUUCCGAAAACUUCAUCACUCUGUUCGAUGCCAUCAAGAUGAAUAUGCUGUCGAAAGACACUCUCCAUCCUAUUCUUGUCGAGACGAUUCAGGCUGUCAACAAGGUUACAGACCGCGAUUUUGAGAACAAGGCCAAGAUAGUACAGUGGCUAAUCACUCUCAACCAAAUGCGCGCUGCUCAAGACCUUUCGGACGAUCAAGCGCGUACCUUGAAUCGUGCAUCAGAGAGCGUCACUUUUGCGAUCAACAAAAUGUCCGCUUCUACCACAGACGACAAUACAGCACAUCAACCAGAUCCGGAGGAGGAGGAGGUUCUGGAUGUGCUCGACCUCCCACAAAUUUACACCAAGCCGUCCUCACAGCAACUAUUAGAUGCCCUAUCUCUACUAUGUCUGGUACCACAAUCAUGGGACAAGACCGCCACGCAAUCGAAACCUAAAGUCCGCUCCAACGGCGUCCCUCAGUACCUUAUGCAAAUCGUCUCGAGCCCACUGAACUGGAUUGAAGAUGAUGCAGAGAAAGAGAAGAUUUGGGAUUCUGCCUCACUGCGGCUGAGUGAACGCUCUGGUCGCAGUGCUAUGGGUGCCAUCAGCCGUUCCUUUCGUAUACCCUUAGCCGCCGAGCCCACGAAUAGCUCAAGCACCAUGAAGCCAGUCAUCACCACGUCACACGAACAAGACACUAGUGUGGAGAUCAGUAUUCAUGAGCCUGCUCUCACCGAAGACAAUCUUGGUCUCAAGACAUGGGGCUCAUCCUUCAUAUUCGCCCGCAACUGGCACACCCUUCGCGAUCGUAUCCCUUUACUAUUCGACAAGGACGAGAACGCGACAAUACUGGAGUUAGGUGCAGGCACCGGUCUCGUCGGUAUUGCUGCAGCAGCUGUCUUGGGCGCAAACGUUCUCUUGACAGACUUGCCUGAAAUCGUAUCAAAUCUGGACCGUAACAUCGCUUCAAACCAAGAGACCAUUGAGUCCAAAAAUGGAAUUGCCCGCGCCGCUACGCUUGACUGGACUGUGCCAGACAAGAUCAUAUACAGCGAAGAGGUGAAUGGAUCGCAUGAGGAAGAAAGCUCAAAAUACCCUCUCGUUGUCGCUGCCGACCCCAUAUACUCCAAGGAACAUCCCGCAUGGCUUGUUCAGACGAUACACUGCCAUCUUGCUCAAGGUUCUGAUGCUCGCGUUCUAAUUCAGCUACCGAUUCGCGAAGCUUAUGCCGAGGAGCGUGCAGAUCUAAAGGAUCGCAUGCUCAAGAUUGGCUUGGAGCUCUGCCACGAACAGACAGAGGCAAGCUACGACGACUGGAGUGACGGACAAGGUGAAGAACUGAGUGAGGUCGAAUGUUGGCUGGGCAUGUGGAAAUGGAAAGACGCAUGA
This is a messenger RNA of Aureobasidium subglaciale EXF-2481, 1827 nucleotides long. RefSeq lists its product as uncharacterized. Gene Ontology annotation, cellular component: ESCRT I complex. NCBI's taxonomy places the organism in Eukaryota, Fungi, Ascomycota, Dothideomycetes, Dothideales, Saccotheciaceae. Gene Ontology annotation, biological process: protein transport to vacuole involved in ubiquitin-dependent protein catabolic process via the multivesicular body sorting pathway. Gene Ontology annotation, molecular function: protein-containing complex binding. The coding region runs from base 1 to 1827 and encodes 608 amino acids. The record is from RefSeq and is a predicted model, not a curated record. The transcript is spliced from 4 exons.